AUGCAGAAGACGCUCAUCGCCGAGGGAUCCUUGAGUCCCGUAUGGCCAAGCAGCAACGAGUUUACUUUCCCGGUGGGUGCGGAGGACGGCGAGCUGGAGCUCAAGGUGAUGAACUCCUCGGUGCCAGCAAACCAAGUGCUGGGAUCGCUGGGCCUCGCGCUUUGGAAUGUCCCUCCGGCCCAGUGGCUGCAGAGACGCGAGAAGCUGGUGGGAGGACCCGGUGAACUGGAGUAUGCCUUCUUCUUCCAGCCGGCAAAGGUCUCCACCGAAGUGCCGCAGCCAGGCACCGCACCGAAGGCCAUGCCUGAAGCUCCCCCGGCGCCGCCAAGCGCCCUCGCGGGGCCCACUGCUGGAAGCUACGGAGGUCCGGCGCUGAUUGCACCGAUUCACUUCGGACCUCAGAUUCCAUUCGGUGAGCCACCUCCGGGCUCGAUGGUGGCCGGGGACCUCGUGCUUCCCCCUUUGACCGCCGGUUGGGAGGCCUUCAAACCCGUCCCUCGUGCUCCCCAAGCACUGCGCUCCCUUCCAGCGCCUCCGACCAAAGAGGAGCCAAGGAUGGAGGAGCACCAGGCACUUUUCCCUGACAUGUUCCACUACGAGAAGGAUGUGCACGAAGCCGAAGAGCUUUGGCUGAAGCCACCUGAGCAUGACAAGGCUGACGAGCUCCUGGGUGCUGACCGGGACUUUGAGGUGCUGGCAUCCACCGCUGAGAAAUGGCGGGCCCCCGUACUCACACCUAUUCAGCUGGAUGUCUUCCACGACAAGGUUUUCCCCGACAUGGAUGUCAGCUUGGUGCUGCCCCAGCAGGGCGCGAAGAAGGCACGGGCGGCACGGGAAGUGAAGACGCGGAGGAGGGAGCGGCGUGACCAAGGACUGCCCGAGAUCCCCGUUUGGAACCUGGCAGUGAGGCGUUUGGAACCCCGCCACUUCCUGCCGUUUACUUGGUUUACAUUGACCAGGCAGCUGAAAGACCAGGAAACAAAGCAGACUCCUCCGCCACAGGCUUUGUGCAGUUUGCAGGAGCCCAAGACCAAGUGGAUCUCUCCGAUCUUGGAGGCGCGAAGCAAGCGCCGGCGUGCGAAGCUCAAGGUGGAGCGGGAGCUGGUGCGGCCGGAGCAGGCCCUCGACAUCGAUCAGCAGCUGCAGAGUCCUGAGAUGAUCUGCCUGGAUCCCGCACUCCAACCUCAGCAAUACAAAGCGCAGGUUGUGAGCCACCUGGAGCCUGAAGAGGAAAGACGUGUUUGGGUGCGAAGACCUGGAUCGGACCCAACCGUCAUGGAGGCGCUGCUCUAG
Molecule: messenger RNA, 1293 nt
Organism: Symbiodinium sp. CCMP2456
Lineage: Eukaryota; Dinophyceae; Suessiales; Symbiodiniaceae
Source: the annotation of a GenBank genome assembly